This is a messenger RNA of Lates calcarifer (barramundi perch), 1527 nucleotides long. Its product is annotated as heterogeneous nuclear ribonucleoprotein A/B. Gene Ontology annotation, biological process: regulation of gene expression. The coding region runs from base 159 to 1127 and encodes 322 amino acids. The transcript is spliced from 9 exons. Gene Ontology annotation, molecular function: RNA binding. The record is from RefSeq and is a predicted model, not a curated record. NCBI's taxonomy places the organism in Eukaryota, Metazoa, Chordata, Actinopteri, Centropomidae. Gene Ontology annotation, cellular component: nucleoplasm.
ACAGACGUUCUCACUACGAUGUGUGCCAGCGGUUGGUCACAUCCGGUGGUAUAUAUGUUGCCACGAGUUAGCGGCGAAUUUGGAGAGUGUCCAUUUUGAGCAGCGAGUCGGUGUCUCUGGUAUUUCCCCGUAAAUCUCUUGAAGAGCCCACCGUCACAAUGUCAGACACUGAGAAUCUGCUCAUGGAGACAUCGGAGCAGAACGGCAACGAGGGAGAGGAGGACCAGAACGGAGCCGAGCAGGAGCUGAUGGGAGGAGGAGAAGAAGAAGAAGAAGAAGAAAGCCAGGACAACGGCACAGACGGAGGCAAGAUCGAUGCUAGCAAAGGAGAGGAGGAUGCAGGUAAAAUGUUCGUGGGCGGCCUCAGCUGGGACACGAGUAAAAAAGACCUGAAGGAUUACUUCAGUAAGUUUGGCGAGGUGUCGGACUGCACCAUCAAGAUGGACUCCAGCACCGGCCGAUCCCGGGGCUUCGGCUUUGUCCUCUUCAAAGACCCCGCCAGCGUGGACAAGGUGCUGGAGCAGAAAGAACACAGACUGGAUGGACGUCAGAUCGACCCCAAGAGGGCGAUGGCCAUGAAGAAGGAGCCCGUCAAGAAGAUCUUUGUCGGAGGUUUGAGCCCUGAGGCGACCGAGGACACCAUCAGGGAAUAUUUCGGCGCUUUUGGAGAGAUUGAAACCAUCGAGCUCCCCAUCGACCCCAAAUCGAAGAAAAGGAGGGGUUUUAUCUUCAUCACAUACAAAGACGAAGCGAGCGUCAAGAAGUGUCUGGAGAAGAAAUACCACAACAUCCAGGGCAGCAGGUGUGAGCUGAAGAUCGCCCAGCCAAAGGAGGUGUAUCAGCAGCAGCAGCAGUACGGAGGAGGACGCGGUGGCGGUUAUGGCGGCCGGGGAGGCAGGGGCCGUGGAGGUCAGAACCAGGGCUGGAACCAGGGCUACGGAAACUACUGGAACCAGGGCUACGGUAACCAAGGCUAUGGCUACAGUGGAUACAGCGGCUAUGGCAACUAUGACUACUCUUCUGGUUACUAUGGAUACGGUCCCGGAUAUGAUUACAACCAGGGCAACGCCAGCUACGGGAAAACCCCAAGACGGGGGUCACACCAGAGCAACUACAAGCCAUACUGAUGAUCACAUGGUAUUGCAAGGACUCCAGUGAUCCUGCUGAACGGGCACACUGGGCUGAACUCGACCUCUUUUAUGACAGAAGACCAUUUGUACAGAAAACACCUGAAAUGUAACUUUUCCAUGUUUGGUUUUGUUUUGUUUGGUUUGUUUUUUUUUUUUUUUUUUUUUUUUUUUUAAAUCCUAUCAUUUUUAAGUUUUAUUUUUCCCUUUAGUGUUUUUUUUUUCUCGUCCCUUCCACAUUUCCAUCGAUGGAAGUGUAAUUUUUACUGUACUUUUUGGUACCUGUUUUGAUUCUAAUGUAUUGUAAGGGUUGUAUUUUACAUGUUUGCUGACUUUACAGGUUGAAAAAUCUUGGCGCUGUAAAGGAGCUUUUUUGACAAAUAAAAACAGUUUUCAGUAA